AUGACCAUCUCAUACGACGAGGAAUUCUCGUCGUUGAUGCUCCGAUGGCGGGGUUCUCUUUGGAAGGCCGUACUGAAAGAUCUCAUUGCUUUCUACAUUGGAUAUUAUGUGAUUCUAGCAGUACAAUGGUACAUGCUUGACGAGAAGCAAAAGGAGUAUUUCACUGGAUGGAUUCAUUGGUGUGAGAUAGGAUCUCAAUAUAUUCCUCUGUCCUUCCUUCUCGGUUUCUUCGUCUCAGUGAUCGUCGCUAGAUGGUGGGAACAGUUCAAUUGGAUCUCAUGGCCAGACAAAAUGAUGAUGAUGGUGUCGGCUUGUCUACCCGGCAAGGAGAAUCUCGAAAUCCGUCAAGCUAUCGCCAGAUGGUCAUCGCUUCAGGCUGCUGUAGCCUGGUCAGGCAUAUCCGUUCGAACACUUAAACGAUUUCCAACAGAACGUCACCUGGUGGAAGCGAAACUGAUGACAGAAGAAGAAUACGACAUUUACAUGAACUGUGAUGCUCCGCAUGGCAAGUGGUUUGUGCCCAUCAUUUGGAUCGUGAACCUGAUUAAGAAACAGUAUGCGGCGAAGAAAAUCGACACCAUUCAGAUGGACAUGCUCUUGAAACAGGUGCACACAAAAUUUGAAGGCUUAUUUCGUGAUUUUUCAUAA
Cooperia oncophora is the source of this 648-nucleotide messenger RNA. NCBI's taxonomy places the organism in Eukaryota, Metazoa, Nematoda, Chromadorea, Rhabditida, Trichostrongylidae. The record is from the annotation of a GenBank genome assembly.